This is a messenger RNA of Naegleria fowleri, 1917 nucleotides long. RefSeq lists its product as uncharacterized. The coding region runs from base 1 to 1917 and encodes 638 amino acids. Gene Ontology annotation, molecular function: RNA binding; pseudouridine synthase activity. Gene Ontology annotation, cellular component: nucleus. The record is from RefSeq and is a predicted model, not a curated record. The transcript has a single exon. Gene Ontology annotation, biological process: tRNA pseudouridine synthesis; mRNA pseudouridine synthesis. Lineage: Eukaryota; Heterolobosea; Eutetramitea; Acrasida; Naegleriidae.
AUGUCCCUUUCUUCGAAUGAACAAGAUGGUGUGGACAACAACCCUACGAAGGAACCACCAACCUCUUCAUCUCCGAUGAUGAUGCAUCAACAACAACAACAUGAUACAAACCUGAACCAAAAUCACCAUUCCACAUCCAAUAGAUCUUUGUCCAACACCAUCACCACUACCACGGACAAGACCGAUAAGAAAAGAAAAACUCAAUCCAACAAGAAGAAUUCAAAAAACAAGAAAAAGAAAGAAGAAGAGGAUGACUCGAAUCUGAUGAGAGGUGAAGAGGAUGACUAUGGUGGGGAUGAUGGUACAAUUGGGAUGAUGGAUUCCAAUCUAUUGGAUAUGAAUGAUGAUGUCUUGAUCGAUGAUGAUGAGGAAUAUUCACAAGAAUCCUCAACCAUCUCAUUCUCAACAAGAAACUCCUCCUCCUCCUCCACUAAAAUAUAUUUUCCAUUUGUCCUUUCUCUUUCCUACAAUGGAAUACCAUUCAAUGGACUACAAAUUCAAUGUGGUGAUAAUUUGAAAAAACAUCCUCAUAUAUUAACCAUUGAAGCAGUGUUAUUGGACAUACUCGUUGGAGAAGAUGGAUCUCCAAAUGAUGCUGUUGCUGCUGCUUCUACUACAACCUCCUCUAUUGAGACUAUCUCUACUACUGAUACCACUACCACCACCUCUACUUCUCUGUCCACUACCUUCACUACCUUCACUACCACCUCUACUACUACUACUGCCACCCCUUCUACUGAGAUCUCCACUCCAUUUAAAUUCAUCAAAUCAAAGAAUUUAAAACAAGUCAAAUUACAACGUGCUUGUCGAACCGAUCGAGGAGUAUCUGCAGUGAGAAAUGUUCUUGGAUGUGUCAUGACAUUACCAAAUAUUCAUAAUAACAAGGAUACAUUUACAUUUAAUUUAAAUGAUGAAUUGAAAGAAUUAAAUCAUCGAAUCAAUAACCAUUUUAGAAUUAAACAAUUAAACUUACAAGAUCAAGUAAGAAUUGUCAACAUACAAAGAGUACCAGCUAGAUUUAUAGUACAUCAUUGGUGUCAAUUUAGAAGAUAUUUAUAUCUCUUACCUCUCAAUGCAUUAGAUUUGAAUCAUAGAAAUAUUCUCAUGACAUGUACCAAUAUAUUUCAUUUACAAAGUAUUGAACAAAAGAUUGAAAAGAUGAAUGAAUUAUUUUCAUAUUUUGAAGGAAGACAUUAUUUUCAUAAUUUUACAGUGGAUGCUACUCCUGGAAGUGAUACAAGUGUGAGACAUGUCAAGUCUAUGCGAGUGAUUCAAGUGGUGAUUCAAAGGAAUGAUUCAACUCUUGUCUUUUGUCCUACUAAUACGACUACGACGACUAUGAACAACAACAACAACACCACUAAUACUACUACUAAUACGACUACGACGAUGACUACUAAUAUUACCUCUACAAGUACUCCCAUCACCACCUCUCACCAACUUGAAAUACCUCAUCUCAUGAUUGAAAUUAGUGGACGAAGUUUCAUGUUACAUCAAAUUAGAAUGAUGAUUGGAACAGUGAUUGCACUGAUGAGAGGAUUGUGUACUAAAUUCAAUCAUGUUGUUUCUACAAUCUCAACAACAGAAACCUCACCCAUUGCCACCUUCUUUGAAGAUCAAUUAUUCUCCAAAGACUCUCUUUUACUUGUUCCAAUGGCACCCAGUGAAGGACUGUUUUUAGAUUCGUUGGACUUUCCAAAUUACAACUCAAAUGUGGUUAAGAAACCAUUUUCACCAAUUGCAUGGGAAGGUGAAUUGAAUGAACAAGCAGAACAAUUUAAGAAUCAAGUGAUUAUUCCAAAUAUUCUCAAAGUACUCAAAGAAAAGAAUGUCAUGUUGAAUUGGUUGGUGGAUUUACAUUGCAACAAGUCAAAAUACUUUGUCAAGCCACCACCACCAAAAAAGAAAAAUAAAUAG